Molecule: messenger RNA, 1385 nt
Organism: Cornus florida
Lineage: Eukaryota; Viridiplantae; Streptophyta; Magnoliopsida; Cornales; Cornaceae
Product: probable 3-hydroxyisobutyrate dehydrogenase, mitochondrial
Exons: 10
Coding region: 70-1101 (343 amino acids)
Biological process (GO): L-valine catabolic process
Molecular function (GO): 3-hydroxyisobutyrate dehydrogenase activity; NADP binding; NAD binding
Source: RefSeq, a predicted model, not a curated record
AAACAGAUAAUUUCAGAAAAGAAAGACGAGAGCAGACAAGUAGAAAAGCUUCUUUGGCUUUAAUAAUGGAUGCUGUAUCAUGACACGUUCAAGCAGUGUGUCGACAACCAAAGAGGGCUAAAGAUGGCGACUUGGAGACUGAGAUCACUACUAUCUAUAUCCAAAUGCAAAUCCAGAUUCAUCUACCUCCCAUCAUCUUCAAUCCGUAGAUUAUCUUCAUCUAACGUUCCAUCUCUAUUUGAAAAUGUCGGAUUCGUAGGGCUAGGAAAUAUGGGAUCGCGAAUGGCUAAUAAUUUGAUUAAGGCAGGAUACAGAGUUGCUAUUCAUGACGUAAACCAUAAUGUUAUGGAGAUGUUCUCAGACAAGGGAAUUACAACAAAAGAAUCACCUUUUGAAGUUGCAGAAAUAAGUGAUGUGGUAAUCACAAUGUUACCUUCAUCAAGCCAUGUAUUGGAUGUUUACAGCGGACCAAACGGUUUUCUCCGUGGUGGGAAUCUGCUAAGACCAUGGUUAUUUAUAGAUUCAUCCACAGUUGAUCCUCAAACAUCAAGAAAGCUUUCUGCUGCUGUAUCUAGGUGUACUUUAAGAGAAAAGAAAGAUUGCUGGGAGACGCCUGCCAUGUUGGAUGCCCCUGUAUCUGGAGGUGUUCUUGCUGCAGAGGCUGGAACACUUACUUUCAUGGUUGGUGGCUCAGAGGAAGCUUAUCAGGCUUCGAAACCCCUAUUCCUUGCAAUGGGCAAAAACACAAUUUAUUGUGGUGGAGCUGGAAAUGGUUCAGCAGCAAAGAUAUGCAACAAUUUGGCGAUGGCUGUUAACAUGCUUGGGGUGUCAGAAGCCUUUGCUCUUGGACAGUCUUUGGGAAUUGCAGCCGGUACCCUAGCAAAGAUAUUCAAUUCUUCAAGUGCUCGCUCUUGGAGUAGUGAUACUUACAAUCCAGUGCCUGGAGUGAUGGAUGGAGUGCCCUCUUCCAGGAAUUAUGAUGGUGGGUUUGCAUCUAAACUCAUGGUUAAGGAUUUAAACCUCGCUGCAGCAUCAGCAAAAGAGGUCGGUCUUCAUUGCCCAUUGACAUCUCAAGCAGAAGAGAUAGACCUCUCCGCUUGAGAAAGUCAUAGUCACAUCAAAGCUUCUUUCAUCCUAUUGUGUAACAUCAAAAUUAACCAGACAUUUAAUGCUUCAAUAUAAUAGAUUGAGGCUAGUAAAAAGCAUUCAGUUCAAGAUCUUCUAUUCUUUUGAAGAAUUUCUGAUGCCAAAUGAUUUUCCCUUGACCAUUUAAGCUUACUCAGUUUGGGUUGCAAUGAAACUUGCCCCCAUUAUGCAACAAGAAAAGAGAGUUACUGGUAGAACAACAUUUGUGGACAUGAAAAUGCUUAUGAACAUCAUUUCUC